AAAAAAAAAAAUUGGAAGAGAAAGAGCUGGUCAGCACACUCAUCCGAUGUUUCUCAGCGCCAGCAGCCCUAUAAUAACACCACCAACAGCAGCCCUUUUUUUUUUCUUUUUCUUUUUUUAAAUAUAAUAUUCAAACUCAUAAAUAAAUGAAGACCAAUUCAUAAUCUACUCUACAAAUUUCCUUUCCUUCUUUUCUUUUAUCCAUUUCUUUAUUUCCACUUCUUUCAGAUCCAUUAUCUCUCUCACACCUUUUUCUCUUUCCUUUUGUAGCGCAUACAAAGUGUACUUGAUGACAUUACUGGGUGAAGAAAAGGCCCUGAAGAAAUCUUAGGGAAUUUUGACUGUUUCAUGGGCAACACAUGCCGUGGAUCUUUCAAAGGGAAACUUUAUCAGGGCAUCAAUCAGCCCGAGGAACAAUCUGCUGCUUCCCAUUCCAAGCGCAAUCCGUCCUCUGAACACUCUAGUUCUGAGCAUUUACCCUCUAGUUUCGCUCCUGGACAAGAAUUCCCCAAGGAAAACCCCAAAAAGGAUAGUAAUUUACCUCUCAUUAGCCCCAAUAAGAAAGAUUUAAUAAUGAGGCGCAGUGCUGAUAACCAGUCUUAUUAUGUUUUGGGUCAUAAAACUGCAAACAUUCGUGAUCUUUACACUUUAGGCCGUAAAUUAGGACAAGGACAAUUUGGGACUACUUAUUUAUGCACUGAGAAUUCUACAGGGAUUGAGUAUGCUUGUAAGUCUAUAUCCAAGAGGAAAUUAAUUUCCAAAGAAGAUGUUGAGGAUGUUCGAAGGGAGAUUCAAAUAAUGCACCAUUUGGCAGGUCAUAAGAAUAUUGUUACCAUUAAGGGUGCUUAUGAAGAUCCAUUAUAUGUUCAUAUUGUUAUGGAGCUUUGCUCUGGGGGAGAGUUGUUUGAUAGAAUCAUCCAGAGAGGUCAUUAUAGUGAGAGGAAAGCAGCUGAGUUGACGAAAAUUAUUGUGGGGGUCGUUGAGGCAUGUCAUUCACUUGGGGUUAUGCAUAGAGAUCUAAAGCCUGAGAAUUUCUUGUUGGUGAACAAGGAUGAUGACUUCUCUCUCAAAGCCAUUGAUUUUGGACUGUCUGUAUUCUUCAAACCAGGUCAAAUUUUCACUGAUGUGGUUGGGAGCCCAUAUUACGUUGCUCCUGAGGUACUCCUGAAGCAUUAUGGGCCAGAAGCAGAUGUAUGGACAGCUGGAGUCAUAUUGUACAUAUUGCUAAGUGGAGUGCCACCGUUUUGGGCAGAAACACAGCAAGGAAUAUUCGAUGCUGUACUGAAGGGAUAUAUUGACUUUGAGUCAGAUCCUUGGCCCCUAAUAUCAGAUAGUGCCAAAGAUCUCAUCCGGGGGAUGCUUUGCUCUCGACCUUCAGAACGCUUGACUGCACAUGAAGUGUUAUGCCAUCCUUGGAUUUGUGAAAGUGGAGUUGCUCCGGAUAGAGCACUUGACCCGGCUGUACUUUCUCGCCUUAAGCAAUUCUCCGCUAUGAAUAAAUUGAAGAAGAUGGCUUUACGGGUAAUAGCUGAAAGCCUUUCUGAGGAGGAGAUUGCUGGUCUGCGAGAAAUGUUCAAGGCUAUGGAUACUGAUAACAGUGGUGCAAUCACAUUUGAUGAACUAAAAGCUGGUUUGAGAAGAUAUGGCUCUACCUUGAAAGACAUAGAGAUACGCGAUCUUAUGGAUGCGGCUGAUGUGGACAACAGUGGGACUAUUGACUAUGGGGAAUUUAUAGCUGCAACAGUGCAUCUUAACAAAUUAGAACGAGAGGAGCACCUUGUUGCGGCAUUCAGAUACUUUGAUAAGGAUGGAAGUGGUUAUAUCACCAUGGAUGAGCUUCAGCAAGCUUGUGCAGAGCAUAACAUGACUGAUGUUUUGCUUGAAGAUAUAAUCAGAGAAGUUGACCAAGACAAUGAUGGAAGGAUUGAUUAUGGUGAAUUUGUUGCCAUGAUGCAAAAAGGCAAUUUUGGAGUUGGUAGACGAACUAUGCGAAAUAGUCUGAAUAUGAGCAUGAGAGAUGCACCUGGUGCUCAAUAAUUUGAAAUUACACGUCAUGUACAGCAGGCUAUACAGCAAAGGCAGAUGAGGAGGGUGAACUGUGAUGAGCCCUGAACAGUGAUUUUGUUCCCUUCCUAGCUAACGCACAAGAUUUGAUUUUCGAUGUGAAUGUGAUCAAGCAUUUAUUCAGAUAUGCAUAUUUUUAUAUUCUGCUGUAUGACUGAGGAAAUAUCAUUCUAAGCUUUGUAAACUUUUCAAGUGUGAGUUGUUCCAGCUGUUCCUAGUUGCCAUUUUUCUUUUUAAAAUUUUUCCUGUGCUUUUGCUUUGAGGUUUUCUUCCUUUUUGAUUUUUGGAGCCCAAAGGAUCUUUCUAGUUCAUUCUUGGUAAACAUAUAUAGAAAUAAGAUGUGAAAAGCCCUGACUAGGUUUGGGUC
Jatropha curcas is the source of this 2431-nucleotide messenger RNA. It is a transcript of the gene CPK26, whose product is annotated as calcium-dependent protein kinase 26. Gene Ontology annotation, biological process: protein phosphorylation. The record is from RefSeq and is a predicted model, not a curated record. Gene Ontology annotation, molecular function: calcium ion binding; ATP binding; protein kinase activity. NCBI's taxonomy places the organism in Eukaryota, Viridiplantae, Streptophyta, Magnoliopsida, Malpighiales, Euphorbiaceae.